AAAUUUUUAAUAUCCGGCACACCAACACUAUUGGAAUUGGAUUUUAUAACCAACACAAUAGUUUGCGAUACGACAACACUGAUGUUUGACAUUUUAUUUUGCUCUAUAUUUUCGUAAAUUGCUGUCAUAAGUUUUUCUUUCUAUAUAACGAAUUCGUUCGCGAGCACCAAAAGAAGUCUAUCAGCCGUGUAGUGAAAGAAAAUUUUCUCAAGGAAAUUUUUCCUAUUUAGUCUGUAUCAAAUUUGUAAAGAAAUGUACAAAAAUUGAGCAAUGCAGGUGCAAUACCUUAUUUCUGUACAAAAAGUGCAAAAUUGCAAAGUGAAGGUGUGUAAAAAGCGUAGUGAAAAAGUGGUAGAAGAAAAUUUUCUACAUCAGCAGUGACCAGUCCAACCAACAAUAGCAACAUCAUAACCACCACUAACAACAACAUUAGAGUUGUUUCACAACAACAUCAGAAGCAGCCACACAACUAAAAGCAACUUCAACGACAUAUCUAGACGAGACCUACACCAAACAGUUUAACAAAUGAAGUAAUUCAAUUGGCCAACUAGAGCUGAGCAUCGAGAUUUUAUGAACGUGUCAAAAUCUGUUAAAAAGCAUACAGUAUUAAAGAAAAAAUUUAUAUAUUUACCAACUUAGAUGGACUGGAGAUUUAACUGCACCUGUGUGGCAAAAACUAAAACUAAGUAGCUUCGAGGAGCAUCAAGCAUGAGAACGCUUUAUAAAAAAUAUGAGUGCACAAUUGUUUCGAGGAAGAUAAAUGACAAUGUCAUCCCGUAGGAAGAGCACUGCUGCGAUAUUUCCUCAAAGAGCAGCAGUUUCUGUCACUUCAACUACAAAUUAAAUAUAAAAAUAAAUCCUACAGUGUAGGAAAAUAAAAAGUUUAAGUUAUUCUUUAUGAUCAUUACACCCAUACACACACGCACACACACACAUACAUACACACACGCGCGCUUAAGAACAGGCGAAAUAUUGUUAGAAGAUAAAAUGUUGUGGAAUAAAACGAAACGGAGCAAUAACUAAACCAACAAUAACAAUAAGCUGACGAGAAUCUCGUUCAGCUUACAACAACAAAAACAGCAAUAACAACAACAGAAAAAAACUACAACCAACGGCCGUGAAGAUGAGUCGUGAAGAGCCAAAAUCGCGUACAAGCAAAUCAAAAAUAACUCAUCCCACCAUCAACACCACUAACAUCCCCACCAAUAAUUCAAAUACAACAACAGCUACCACAGCAUCAUCGAUUAGUUAUACCACCUGCAGCGAUCCAGGAAGCACUGUAAGUUCCAGCACUAAUACCGCAGCAUUCCUAUCGGCGAGCAGUUGCGCUGAUGGCCAUGGCGUUAAAAUCUCCACCUCGACGCCAAAUAAACGUUUUGAUUGCGCCGCCAAUACUAGCGGUGGCAGCGGUAGUGGUAGGUGUGGCGGAGCUGUCGGGGGUACUGCAUCCAACGCAUCCUUGCGUGAUAUGCUAAACGCCGCCUUUUCACCGGACGAUAGUAUUGCCGCACCAAUUAGUCCACUUAACGCCGUAUCGGCACAGGGUAGCUUCAACAAGAGCGCUUCCACUGCUAACAACUCAACCGGCAGUCCGGUGGCCAAACGGCACUUGAGCGCUUCGUCUAUGACGCGCAUGCGUCCACAAUCGAGUUAUUCGGCACGUGCGCUAGUUUUUGAUGACUCGGAUCAGGAGUUGGGCGCAAGUGGUGGUAGUGGCAGCGGCAACAGUGCAAGCAGUAGUCCACGUGUGAGUAUCAACAAGCAGCAGCAGCAGGAGACAGGCGUUGGCGUUGGUGUUAGCGUUGUCAAAUCAUCGACGGCCAUGGAGAUGCUAAGUACAUCGCCGAAAUUGUCGGGUAUUGAGCAUAAUACAAGCACACCUUCGUUGACCACAUCGGCAUCGUUAUUGCGUAAUUCGAAUUUGACCAAAUCCUCUUCAGGUGGACUCUCUGGUAGCACAGUUUCGUUAACGGGACGUAGUUAUAAUGCGUUAUUGCGUAAGAUCUCCUACCAACAUGGCUACUCUUUGCGAUCGUCGAGCAAUGAUACAUCGAAUCUGGUGCGCAUGCGCAAUUCCUCGCUAGGCAAAUCGGCGCCUUGUCUCACCGGUAGCUAUAUGCGUAAUAACAGUGGUGCCGGCGAUUCUUCCCAUUGUUUUAGUCCCGGUCCAAAUCCGCUCUCACAGUCUCAUUCUUCAGCUACUUGUAACAUACAAACUCAUACAACAAUGCAUCAUUGCCACUCGUCACCGAGCACUGUGGGCGCCCAUGGUAACGGUGUGGCUGGUACGUCCGCCGCUACUGCAAACCCCAGCGGUUUGAACAUUUCACGCUCAAAUAGUGGUGUUGGCUUGGGUAUUGGCAAGCAUCAUUUGCAUGGCGUAGUGAUGCGUGGCAGUAGCGUUGGCGGCACAUCUAGUGGAGUGGCACAUCAUCGCCUCAGUUUGGUUACGGCUGGCAUAAAUGCCUGUACGACUUCACCGCGUUCACAUUCACCCUACUCGGCAAGUCCUGUGGACAGUCCACGUAUAAAUUCACCAAUGCAAUUUCCAUUUGCGCCCAUUAAGCGCAUUGCAUCGUGCCGUGGCGAUGGUAGACGUUGGUCGGUAGCUUCAUUGCCUUCCUCAGGUUAUGGCACCACGCCGGGAAGUUCGAAUCUGUCGUCACAGUGUUCCAGCCAAGAAGCACUCCAUCAGCUACAACACAUUCCACCCGGCGAAGAGGCUGCCGCACAAGAUGUGAAUGCGAUCACAUGUUGUGUAGAGCAUUUACAAGCAGCCAUAGCAGCGGCACCGCGCGCACACUGUCAGAAGCAUUGUGCACUUUUAACCGGCGCAUAUACGCCAACAACGCCCACACCUGCAACAGCAAUAGCUACAACGAGCAAAACGACAAUGUCCGUCCCAUACACAACAACGAACACGAAUAUGAGUUUCAAUAGUGGCAGCAAUAGCGCAAGCUUUCAAGAGCCAAAUAGGAGCAAUGCGACACUCACACAACCACAUUUGGCACAAGUCGCGCGCCCACCUUGUCCAAAUUGUUGUGCAGAUAGCAAUAUUUUGUGUGCUGGCGGCAAAGUUUGUGGUGCUAGUGCUGCUGCAGCGUCUGGCACGCCAUCGAACGCUGCCAAAAUGCCAACAGGCGCGCAUCCACCCUGCCCGCCCAACGCUGCUGGGAACGUCAGCAGCAGCGGUAGCGGCAACUGUAGUCAUACGUGCGGUGGUUUAGCCGGUCGCAUGUCGCCCUUUCACCGUCCACGUUCACGCUCGCUCUCAAGUCCAUCACGUUCACCGAUAGUGGACAAUGAGAUUGCCAUGAUGAACACGCUGUAUAAGGAACGCUUUCCGAAGGCCACACAACAGAUGGAGGAACGCUUAAAGCAUUUCAUAAAUGAGAAUAAGAGUGUGGCAUGUAAUAGUUUUCGUGAUUCGCAGCCAAUUGUGCGCUUUGUUCAUCAUCAAGUGCUUGAAAUGGCACGCGACUGUUUGCAUAAGUCUGAGGCGAAACUAAUAACUUCGCGUUAUUUCUACGAAAUGAGUGAGAAUCUCGAGCGUUUGCUCUUGGAAACAAAAGACAAAUCGCCAGAGGCAGCUGCCGAACUAACUGGUGUGAUUAAAAAAUUACUCCUGAUCAUAUCGCGACCAGCACGUUUACUUGAAUGCUUAGAAUUCGAUCCGGAGGAAUUCUAUCAGCUACUAGAGGCUGCUGAGGGUCAAGCUAAAGCCAUACAGGGCAUUAAGGCCGAUAUACCACAGUACAUUAUACAUAAAUUGGGUUUAAACCGUGAUCCCAUAGCUGAAAUGCAGCAGGAAAUGAAAGAGACUCAAGCUGUUUGUGAGGGCAACCUCUCGGGUGGCGAUGCAAAUGCUCCAUCAACAGAUGUUGCAAAAGGACAACGCACACCAUUACUGCUGAAUUCACCACUCACAUGCGUUACAGCCAACUUCAAUGCAACGAAUACCCUUUUAACCGCCGAUGCUCAUAUUGCAAAUAGCGGCACAUGUACACCACAUCCGCCACUACCACUACAACCACCACAAACACCGGUUGCUGGUGGUCCGGACAUGCCCAUGCCCUCUUUUGCAGCUGCUAUUUGUACAGCAGUCGCCAAUGCUACGCCUACUGCUACAACAACUACAGCACAGCAGGCUGGCACGCAAGCCGCGCAACAGCCGAUACCGAACGAACACGAUUUCGAUAUUGUUAAACUGAUCUCAAAUGGCGCCUACGGUGCGGUGUACCUGGUUAAGCAUAAGACUACACGCCAACGCUUUGCCAUGAAAAAAAUUAACAAAAAUAAUCUCAUAUUGCGCAAUCAGGUAGAGCAAGUGUUUGCCGAACGUGAUAUACUCUCGUUUGCCGACAAUCCAUUCGUCGUUAGUAUGUACUGUUCGUUUGAAACGAAAAAGCAUUUGUGCUUGGUAAUGGAGUAUGUGGAGGGUGGUGAUUGUGCAACACUACUGAAGAAUAUCGGCCCGCUGCCGCCUGAUAUGGCGCGAUUUUAUUUCGCAGAAACAGUAUUAGCGGUAGAAUAUCUGCAUAGUUAUGGUAUUGUGCAUCGCGAUCUCAAGCCUGAUAAUUUACUCAUAACGGCUUUGGGGCAUAUAAAACUCACGGACUUCGGUUUAUCAAAAAUGGGUUUAAUGUCAUUGGCAACAAAUUUAUAUGAAGGCUACAUCGACUCGGAGACUAGGCAGUUUUCCGACAAGCAAGUUUAUGGCACGCCAGAGUACAUAGCGCCGGAGGUGAUAUUACGUCAGGGUUAUGGCAAACCGGUCGAUUGGUGGUCAAUGGGUAUUAUAUUGUAUGAAUUUCUUAUCGGAUGCGUGCCAUUUUUUGGCGAGACAGCCGAAGAACUCUUUGCACACACUGUAAAUGAUGAUAUUGAGUGGCCCGAUAGUGAUGAUUGGGAUGUGCAGCCAGAGGCAAAGGAUUUAAUAACACAAUUGUUGCAACAAAAUCCGCGUGAACGCUUGGGCACCCAAGGUGGCGCUUUGGAAGUGAAGGAGCACAUUUAUUUCUUGGGUUUAGAUUGGAAUUCAUUGUUGCGUCAAAAGGCUGAAUUUGUGCCACAAUUGUCCUCCGAGGAUGAUACGAGUUAUUUCGAUACACGUAUGGAUCGUUACAAUCACGAUUUGGCUGGUGAGGACACUGACGACACGGACGACACACCAGUUUUUGGCUCAUUCUCUUCGCUAACACCACAAUAUCGUAAGCAACACUACUCAUGGUCGCGUGUACCCUCGACCAGUUCGAGCGCUACAAUGACACCUACUACAGCAAGUGCAGCAAUAAAUUCGGCAACACCUACGUCUGCCACAACAGGCAAUUCAACGGAACCAGCUGAAGCUAAAACUGUUGGCAGCAUUGUAACUACAGCAAGCAACACUUCGAUUGUCGAUAGCUCAACCACAGUAGAUUCGUCUUUGGCAUUGGUUAAAUGUAAAAAUAACUCUGCCCUCUCGCCAAGCAUGAGCAGCGAUUUUAUAGCGAAUAAACUGUUGACCACUCCACAUUUGCGCAAACUUGACCUUACAACCGGCUGUCUCAAAGUGCCAUCAACGCCCGAUGCCGAAUAUUUGCCAGAAUUGUUGCACAACAUCACAAUCGGCAAUGACAACGAAAUGCGUUUGCUCAAUCAAUUUCUACGUCAGUCCUCCAUUUCGAGCCCUUCAGCUUCUCCUGCUAGCAGCGCAGGCAGUGGCACAGCCUCUUUGCAACAACGUGAACGUCAACCGCAACGCCACAGCAUGCCUCCCUCGACAACAGCCAUAAUUACCACACCUGCUACUCCACCAGCAACAAUUGUUAGCGCCGCUGCCGCACAAGCCGCUGCAGCUGCCGCAGAAUCUCAAGGCCCUAUGCCGCACUCGACAUCCUCGGCUUUAGUUAAGGUACCACCACAUCCUCCACCUUCAUUAAUUCCCGCAGUUGCGGCGGCAACAUCGCGUAGCACACCAGAAUCCUCAACCGCCACUGAUAGUGACGAUUUCUCACCGCAGAUUCAUCGCAAACGUAAAGGUGUAUGUGCACGUGACAUAUUGCCACGUUUCUCCAUAUCUAUUGAGGACGAAACGGUGAGUGGUGGCUCAUCGUCGGCGGAGAACACACGCGAACAAUCGCCACUUGCGUUGCAACAUCAUCACAAAUCAAUGGAUGGUCAUUUGGGCAAACAUCGUUCGCGUUCGAUUGUCAAGUCUGCAUCGGCGCUGGGUUUAUCGUUGAUGUCCAGCGCUGUGGAUAACCAGCAGCUGGCACAGCAGUUGUGCGGUAUUGCGGCUGGCAUACAAUCACCUGGCUCAGGCGCCGGUGGUGGCGGUGGUGGUAAUGGCGGUUCUAGUACAGCUAGCUCACGCGAUACUUCGCCUUGCCGGGAUCUUUCACCGUUAGUUACUAACUUGAAGCCACCGAUAAUUAUAAGACGAGGUCCACGUGGUUUUGGUUUUACCGUGCAUACAAUUCGUGUUUAUUAUGGCGAUACAGAUUUCUAUACAAUGCAUCAUCUCGUGAUGGCCGUGGAGGAAGGUAGUCCCGCUUUCGAGGCUGGUCUGCGGCCUGCCGAUUUGAUUACACACGUUAAUGGCGAAUUGGUGCAAGGGCUCUAUCAUACACAAGUCCUGCAGUUGCUGUUGAGUGGUGGUGAGCAUGUGAAUUUGCGUGCCACGCCUUUGGAACAUACAAGCAUACAGAGUGGCGGUCGUAAGCGUGAUUUAAUGCAAAGUAAGUUGGCCAAGAAGGGUGUGAAUAGGCAGAAAAAGCAAACGAAAAAGGAGCACGACAAGAAACGCAAAACUUCACUAUUUCGGCGGAUUAGUAACAAACGCGCGUCGGCAGAGAUACAACAGAUCGCAGCUGGCAUAGCUGGUUCUCCGACCAAUCCCGCAGUUGCAUCGGUUGUCAGCGGCUCUUGUGGCUCCGCCGCCUCUAGCAAUGUAAACGCUCGCAAUCUAUCGCCAAUGGAUUCAUCUUAUCAUAGCAGCAGCUGCUGUCAAUCAGCCGGUAAUUCUUCGCAAUCUACUUCGCCAUCAUCAUCAGCGCCAAAUACACCCACUUGCGGCAGUGGCAACCAAACACAGCCCUCGCUUGUUAGUACUUCAACAAAAGCAGCAGGUUUAACAAUUUCAACCAGCGGCGCAGGUGUUAUGCUGCCGCAUGGCGCCACCAGUUCUGCUGCCAUUUUACCCACAGGUGCCGUGGGUGGUAAUAUACCAGUAUCACCCACAUCGGUGCCACAACUUUAUCAACGCCCAUCAACUUUGCAUGGCCUGAAGCAUAAAUUGCAUACAGCCGCAUGUGGCGCAAAUAAUGCUGUUGUCGUUUGUCCCACAGGUGGUAGCGGUGUUGGUGUGGUUAAAUCGCUACACACAAGCGCAAGCGGCGCUUUACCACCAAAUCGACGCAAAUCGGUUGGACAUAUACCCUUGUCGCCACUAGCACGCACACCUUCACCUUCACCGCUACCAGCAUCACCGACACGUUCACCCUCACCGCUAGCUUUUCCCAUUGUUGGCCAUCAGCCGGGUGCCUCGAAUACAACACAAUCCUAUAGCCCAGGCAGUUCGCUGCCCGCUGUGCAAACUAUAGCGAGUGGUUCGAAAAAGAGCGGUUUUGUGCGCACGAAAAGCGGUGAGCCCAGUUCGCCGUUGCUACGACGCGCGCUCUCGCCCGAUCGUCUGCAUCCACGUAGUGCAGAAGCGAAAUGCACGCUAAUAUCACCACUCUGCUGUUCGCCACCAAUUAAACAAACACAACAACGUGUUAUCGGUGGUGUUUGGCGUCCUACAACCGGCUCUGGAGCAACUGUUGGUGCCAGCAGUGGUGCUGCUGCUGUUGGUGGCGUAGUUGGUAAUACGGCAGCUAAUGCAGUAACUACGCUGCCACCUAUAAAUGCCAUGCAACAAGGUUUUACAUGUAUUGGUGGUGGUUCCGCCGGUGUUAUUAAUAACAGUAAUGCUAAUGGCGCUGCAGCGGCAGCAACUACUGGUGUGAAUAUAGAUACAACAUCUGAAUCUCAAAUAUCUGGCGCUGGUUUGUUGAAUAUAGUUGAACAAGCUGGCGCAGCGGUUAGUACACCAACAAAUAUUGCUUUGCCUGCACCUGGUGAGAUGUUGCCGCGCAUUGCCGAGGAAAAAGAUUCGCCUACCAGUACACACGAAUCGGAGGAGGAGUUGACACCAUUAGUCCCAACUACGCUCACCAAUGUAGCUAGUACCUCUGCGUUGGGCGUUUUAAGUGUAAUGCAAACAAUUGAUGAGCAUGGCGAUGAGUUGUCAGGUGGCGGCAGUGAAGCCGCGAGUAUAGCUACGGCAAAAAGGCAGCACGAUACUGGCAGUGCAGUGCACGAUUACCAAAAGAAAAAUGAAAAGAAUGUUGACGAAAAGUAUGCAACAUCUACUGCUACGCCUAAAGUCUGUGCCGAUACGAAUAUGCGUACCAGCAGCAACACUUCGACAACGAGCAGUCGCAAGGAGUACACGACAGCUACUAAAUCGACAACAACAACAACCAUUGCUGCUUCUGCCAAGCAGAAGUAGUAAUUUUUUUUUUUUUUUAGAAAAAGGCAAUUAUUGUUGGUGAGCAGGCGAAUAUAAAAAGAAAAAAAUACAAAAGCAAAAGUCGCUGAGACUAAAACGAGUAUUUUAUUAUAUUUGAAUUAUUUUCUAUUCUAUCUAUUUUGUAUAGUGCAAAAAUUUGUUUCUGCUUAAUACGAUUUCCCUUUGAGGGGAAGUAAGUUUUGUGCAAACGUUAAAAGUUGAAUGUUAAUUAUUGAUGUAAGCAAUUAAGCAGCUUGAGGUGUGAGUGAGCACACGCAUGAAAAUGACGGCGAUCAACGUGGCGGUUUGGGGGUGGGGAGAAGUUGCGAAGCUAAUGAAUUUUGUUAAAUGACCGACAAGACUUGUUGUGGGUGUAAAAUUUUGUAAAAUUUGCAUUAAGCAAAUAAGAAAUUUCACACGACUUUUUUUUCAUUUCAUUUAACAUUAUUUAACGCUAAAGUUAUACCAAUCUAUGCGUCGUGUGUUUGUGUACAAGAGGGUGUGCUGCGACAUGUACUAUACUAUUAUAUUAUUUUUAUUUGUUAACUAAUUGAUGUGGUGGCACAUAUGGCUGUCGUACGAACGUUCAACGCCCAUUCGAAGCGAUUUGCUAUUUUUAUUACUAUUAUAUUAUUAUUAUUAUUAUUAUUAUUAUUA
This is a messenger RNA of Ceratitis capitata (Mediterranean fruit fly), 9190 nucleotides long. It is a transcript of the gene dop, whose product is annotated as microtubule-associated serine/threonine-protein kinase 1. The record is from RefSeq and is a predicted model, not a curated record. Gene Ontology annotation, molecular function: protein binding; ATP binding; protein serine/threonine kinase activity. Gene Ontology annotation, biological process: intracellular signal transduction; peptidyl-serine phosphorylation. The transcript is spliced from 11 exons. Bases 1124 to 8533 code for a protein of 2469 amino acids. Lineage: Eukaryota; Metazoa; Arthropoda; Insecta; Diptera; Tephritidae.